UUUGACCCUUGACAAAAGCUCUCUGUUUAUUCUUUUGGCGACCUCAAAAGGAACCUGCGGUUUUAUUCUCUUAUUGUAAUCAAAUAACAUUGUGGAAUUUUAGUCAUCUUGGAAUAUAGUGCCGCCUUUGUUUAAAUGACAGAAAUUAUGGUUCCUUGUAAGAUUAGCUGAGAAACUAGCCUUGCCAAUUCUAUCUUACUUGAGAUAUUGAAUGAAGAAUUGCCAAGAUAGUUUUUAAUUAACAUAGAAGUUUUCAUCUAGAAAUGACACUAUUGUGACUUUCAUUUGUCUGUUGAUAAGUGGAGUUACCAGUACAUUGUAGUAUUUGGAAGGUCAUGCUCGAGCAAUUUGCAGUCUUGCAGUAUAUUUAAUUGCACCAUGAAAAAAUGUUCAGGAAGGUUAUAAAUGGCUACUUUCGGUAUUUUGUUUUAGGUUUGAGUUUCCUUCCUAAAUUAAGCAAGUUAGAUAUCACCUAAAGGGACUUUUGUAAAGGCAGGUGCCAUUUGGUGUUGGCAGCAUUGUUUAUUGUAAAAUUAAUGUGCUUUUCUUAUAACACAGUCAUACACAUUAGAUACAGCAAUCCCGGUAGCAGAUAGAUUUGGUUUUUUGUAACAGUUUGUUCCAAAGGCUUAGUGACAGACUGUAGUUUAUUGUAGCAAAAUUUCCACAUUUAUCUGCUAAAAGAAAAUUGUGUCCUCUCUGUCCUCCUUUCAAAUUUUACCAAACCAUAAACAAGGGCACAUUUUCAAGAGCAAAGGCAAAUAUCCAUGAUUUUUUGGAUAUUUUAACAUUUUUUAUUGAUUAAAAUUCAUGUUUCAAGAUGCAAAUUAGCUUUGCAAACCUGCAUUUUUCAAUAAUAAAAAUGCAAGAAGACAAAAAUACAAAUUCUAAAUGCCAUGCCCUUCACUUUUGUCAAGAACUCUCAAGCUCAGAUAUUAAAGCAAAUGAAUAAAAUUUUAAUUUAAUGUCACGAAAACUGAUUUGAAAAAGUUUAUGUAAGAGGAACUUUAACAUUCAUUUGUAUAAAAAGUAUAACUCCAGUUUUUUACAGCUCUAGCAAUAUUUCUUUUCAGCUAGAGACAAAUUUCAAAAACUUGAUUAGACUCUAGAAUUUUGGAGAUGGUCUUGUAGUUCUAAAGUAAUGAAUCAUUGGUAACAUGCACAAGCUUUGUUGAUGUGUCUUCUACAGACAGCCUUAAGGAUUUUAUAUUUACCUCUCCCAACACUCACUUUUUAGUGUUUUUAAGAACAUUUGAGGUCUGUCCUUCACUUUGACAGAACUGUAUCAAAGAUUAUAAAGUAUAGCAAAUUUGUGUAGAAAUAUCAGCUAACUGAUAGAACCAGGGACAAUUAAAGUUGACUCCAAAAGUGGGUGAAGGUCAAAUUAAAUAGUCAUAACAAAAGGUUUUGUGAAUAGGCUCUUGUUUUUCAAAGAAGUGGGGGGGGGGGGGCUUUACCAUUGGCUUGGCAAUGUUCAUUCAGGCUAGCAAGAUUGCAAUAAUAUUACUAGAGGCUCAUAUUAUUUGUCAAUAAAGAAAAGAUCACAAUAGCAGUCUGCUUGAGGGUUUCCAAGUAGUUUUGGUGGGGAAAAGUCAGUGAAAAUGUAGCAAAUAAGAAACACUGCAAUGGGACGAGAAUGAACAACAAUAAAUACAGCAAGUUUUUAUUUUAUGAUUAUAUAAAGCUGAAUAUAGACACUGUAAUAUGUAGACAUUGGUGUCUCCCACGAAAACCUUUUCAAAAUUUCCUUAUCUUCAAAAGUAUUUUUCAAAAUUGACUUCUUCAAAAUGACUGUUUCAAAAUUUCCUUUCCCUUCAAAAAUACUUUUCAAAAUUGACUUCUCCUUCAAAAUGACUUUUUCAAAAUGAUUUUUCUUCAAAACGACUUUUUCAAAAUGAAUUCUCCUUCAAAUGGACUUUUCAAACUACAACAAUGGGCCAACACCUGCCACACGGCUUUUACUGUAAAAGUGGAGUAUGCUCUGAAUAAGACAAGAAACACCAACAUGGUUCAUUUUGAGUAGAAAAUAUUCAGUUAUAAGUACUCAAAUAUAUUUAGGGUAGAGGUGCUCAGGCUGUAAUACAAACCAUCAACCCAACCAAUUAUUCAUAUCUUAAAAAAUUGACCCAAAAAGUGAUAAAGUGUGCAUUUUUUCUCUUUUUUAAACUUUUUCUCGUGAAGACCCAAAAAAAUUCUGAAUUUCAUUGAGCCAAAAAUAAAACUUAUGGACUCUUUUUUAAAAGUUGAAGACUUACUCUUACUAAUUUUUCUUAAGCCUGGUACUAAAGUUUCUUUAAUUUUUGCCCAUCUUAGUACUAGUUUCUUAUAAACCAGUUUCUUAUAAAUUAAAGACGUGUAACAUGGUAAAACUGUGUGUUGAACAUUUUUCGCAUUCUUUCUAUUGUAACAAAGUAUUUACAACAUCGUUAUCCAAAAUUCAAAUGCAAUUACGGAAUAUCGUCAAUAUCAACACACUAUCUUGAAAACUCGAAGUAUUUCCAAAAGCUGCCAAUGUAACGAAUACUCCAAACAAUUGAAUUAACCUUUUGUGACGCCACAACUCUUUUGUGUAUCUCGAACUUGAAACCAAGUGUUACUUGCCAGGAUAGGUCUCCUUUUCACAAAUUCUUCUAUCUCCUCUCUUGAGACCCUUUGACACCAUGAGGAAGUUCUCUACUGGACCCUUUCCAACUUGUCAGGGACCUUUGGUACAAACCUUUUUUCUUAACAAUUAAUUUUGAUGAUAUACUUUUACUGUUCGUUUGUGUUGUUUUGCUUGUAUAUGUUUCAAUUAACUACAUUCUGUGCAUACUCCACCUUUCUGCCUUCUUGCUUUUUCCAUUAAAUUCCAACCAGUAGAAAUACCCUAAAAGACCCCUUGCCUUCUUUAAAGAUGCCUUUUAACUCACGCCUACUUCUAGGAAGUUAAUCCACCGCUUCAAUACUGUUAUGCAUAAAGAUGUAACGAGCCUUCAGGUGUUGAUUCCAACUAAAGUUGUAUAUAUUAUUCAUGAUGUAAACGAUUUUUGAUUAUACAACAUGUCGAUGUAAAGUUUAAGAAGUUUCCAAUUGGUAACGAAUUAAACUCCUAGUGUAGUGUAAAGCCCUUGUUUAACCUGGAAUUUUCAUUCUCUGGGUGCAAACAUCUCCGUUCCUUUUUACCACUCCCUGUCCUUCUAGCAUUUGUCUUUACAAGUAGCGCCUCUUUUGCUAUGUUGCUAAAACAACUUAAAAACAACUUGAUGAGAUUUCAGAUAAUGGUAACAACAACAACAAUUACGCAGAAGCACGAUUAACUGCGUCAUAAACCAGCUUCUUCCGACUGAAAACCAGGGUCACCAGUGUCCAAUAAAAAAACUGACUGUAUCUUCGAAACCGAAACAACACCGUUGGUUACGUACAUAUUAUGAACUCUUGAUUUCAAAUUUCCCGGUUGAUUAUGUUCCCUGCAAUUAAUAUGGCUCUCGACUUCAAAAUAUAAAUUUUACGAAUCGAUAUUCAUAUAGCAUGACCAGGGCCUCCGACGAAGGGGGGCAUGGCCCCCCACUUUCUUUGAAAACAACAUAAUUUUUUUAUACCCUCUGUUAUGAUGCCCCCUCCCUCCACUUUAAAACAUGCGGACGGACAUCCUCUUAUUCAAAAAUUUUGUGUGACCCCCCUGGGGGAUGUCAAAAUAGAAAGACUGUGGCACAGAAUAGAAUAGAACUUUUCUAUUCUGUGACUGUGGACUGGAAAACCUUUUAGAUUCUUUCAUUGUCCUGGGCAACUUUUUGAAUUUAUGUUAACAUAUCGUUAAGAGCCAUAAAUUAAAUAAAAUGGUACGAAAUUCAAUCUGUUCUCCUGUGGCAGUGUUUUCUACGUAGUCAUUUCUUUGGUUUCAGAAGCAGAAAAGAACGGAUAAUAUUUUUAAUCAGGUUUGCAAUGUUUUGACAAAGUGAACCUCUCUUUCCACACAGAUUUUCUAGCAAAGACCGAGGUACAACUUUUUGUUUGGGGGGGGAGCAGCCCUGAUGGAUAAGUGUAACAAUAGCUAUAUUUUGCAAAAAAAUAUUCCACUUAUGCUACCUAAGUUUUUUAGUAGGCACCCCCGGCCCCCUCCCCCCGGCGGUAUCUCGUUCCUUGUUUUCUAAUGAUAAUCAAGGACCACGAUAUAUUUUUAUUAAUAUUAUUAUUGUUAUUAUUAUCAUUAUCAAUCUAGAUAUCAACCUCACUCCUAGGUCGCCUCUCUUGGAGAUGGGACUUGCGCACGAAAUCUAAAUUAAUUUCACAGCGUGGUUUGCAAGAAAAGGUGUGAAAGGGGAAUUAUUAUUCCCAAUGUGAGGUAGAGUGGAUACCUCUAACGAACACGCGAUGGGGCUUGCAUAAAAGACCCACUAGUAUCGACAACUACAUUGGCAAACAAGGUUUAAGAAGAUGCUCGAUACUGAAAAAUGGUGGCAAACACAGCUUGCGCAAGAUGUCCACUCAACCUUGAAAAAACGCGAAAUUGAAUUACCUGUUUAUCGCUCGAGAUCUCCGCAGAUAUGCUACCGAAGAUUUCUUGUAAACUGGCUAGCAGUAAUUGGUGAAAAGCUAGGCCUAGUGCAGGAAGUGGUUCAUUUGGCUGUCCGUUAUUUAGAUCACGUUAUGGACAAGUACGACCUUCUUUUGGAAUCCCAGUUGAACAUGCUUGCUUUGUGUUGUCUGUCAUUAGCUGCAAAGAUUGGAGAAUGUGAAGAUAACAUACCCAAAGUUUCUAUCUUGAAGAAAUUUUGCAAUGAAUCGUUUCUUAUGCAUGAGUUCAUUUCCAUGGAAGUAAAGAUCUCCCAAUGUCUUAACUGGAAAUUGAUUCUUCCAACAGCUGCAAACUUUUUGGAUUUUUAUGCAAUGGAAAGCUUGUCUAUUGACAACCUCCAUGCAGGGGAAAACAUUGUAUGCUUGGUGCAGGCAAGAUCAUAUUUAGAGAAAUAUGCAAAGUAUUUUGUUGAAGUAUCCUUGCAAGACUAUAUUUUUCUUCAAUUCCUUCCGUCUUUGGUUGCAUCUGCCGCCGUCCUUUGCGCAAGAAUUUGCUUGAAGAUCACACCUGAGUGGCCAAUGAAGAUGGCAACCCUUACAAAGUAUUCAGUUGCUGAUUUACGGAGAUGCAAAGAUUGUAUGAUGCGGAUACACGAAAUAGAUGCAAAGAGAACGAAAGAUGCUAAUACUUCAGAAGAAAAUGCCUGACGAUGUUUCUCACCUAAGAUAAAGAUAAGAAUAAGUAUAUUUAUUUCUGUUUUAUUUAAUAUCAGUUUUGGGUUGUAAUGUUGAUACAUUCAUAGUAUAUAGUAUGUACUAGUUGGGCAAUGAAGGGCUGUAUAAAAUUUGUUUAACAGUAGAGAGAAAUUAUAACUAUUUAAGGAUAUUGACGCGAAUUUAAGAUAUCAGUGUAAGCUUGGGGAGUUAACGUUCAGUUUUAGAGUUAUUUUUACGAUAGUGUCAUAUCAAUAAUUUACUUAUUCAAAGACUACGUGAAGAAUCAUUGAACUGAAAACAAACUUGAGACCGCCCAAAGAAAAAAGGUAAGAUUUUCGCCAUAUUUAGUCAGUUUUAUACCCGGAAAUUGAACAGCUUCGUAGCGACGGAUGUGUUGGGUUAUUAAUAUUAUCAGGGUGCUAAUGCAUGCAUUAAAAUGAUUUGACUUAUAAAUGCCAGUAUAUUUGCUUUGCUAAAGCUAUUUCUAAGUCGUAUAUUGAAUAAUGUAAGUUGUAAAGCUUAUAUUAUUCAUAUUUACUGUUCAAAAACAGGGAUGCCACGAGACAAAUUUUAUGGCAGCUUUUCAGAGAGAUUUUGAUGUAAAGUAAUAUUCAAACAACGCAGUCGAAAUAAUAAAUAGAAAAUAUUAUGUUGGAUUAAAAACGUCUUUGUAUUAUCCGACAGGUUUCGGAUUCAAAUAAUUUUGUUAUCAAUGAUAAGUUUUGCCAUGCAGAUUAGUAACUUCCAUGGUAAAGUUUAAUCAUAGAUAAUCCAAGCUGCUUAAGAUGCAAGCUUAGUCGAGCGUUUGCUUACAAUACUUCGCUUGACGCUCUGUUGUAACCAAAUCGUUUACUUUACCUUCAGACUUGAUUUUAGCAUCUCUUCUGUGACUGAACUGAGAGAAGCAAACUUAUUUUAUUUGGAUUAUGUUCCUGUGAAAAGCCAAUAUUCCCUUAUAUCAAGGGUUCUGUGCUCACGGGUAUUAAAUGCCCUAGACCCUUUCUCGUCUUUCCAGAUGCACGAAUAAUGGUCUCACUCACGUUCAAAUUUGGGCUGAUGGAAAAAGUAACUUCUUCAUAGUUAGCUGAAAUAAUUCCAUGUAAAGGAUUUCUGUGUAUUUCAGUGUGAAGCACUUAAUGUACAAAAAAGAUUUUAUUGGAUAUGGACACGUUUUCACAUAUCUUCUCGUGAAUGUUUUCAUUGUUCCAUGGUGAGAGUUAGCGUUAUUCUCUUCCCUCCCCAACUCCCCCCGAUCGAUUCCCCCCUGAUCGACUCCCCCUGAUCGACUCCCUCCCCCGAUCGAAUCCCCCACUCCCCGAACAUCGGUAUGAAUCCACGAUAAUACCCAAUAUUGAAAUUACCAAACGCAAAUGUGAAAGAAAAACUAAUGUUAAUAUAACGUUGUAUUCUUUCUAUCUAAUGCAUUCACAAAUAAAUUUUGCUUGCAAAUUAAACAAUGUUCAUUUCACAGAACCUUAUUUUUCCUUGUUUUCCUUUCCUGCUACGGUUGUGUUUUACCUUCAUGUGUUUCUCAGAUCUCAACUAUCGCCUAAGUUAAAUGCUGUCAGUAAUUUUGGCUCAAGUUUAGUUCUCUUCAGGGUUGCCGAAAGGUUUGGGAGGCCCUUGGGGCAAAGGUGAACGGCGAGGCUCCCUUUCGCGGGCAGAAAAUUCUUGUAACCUUUUCACUUUAGCUAAGCUUUAAAACGCACCCAGAACCUCUCUUGCAGUCAUUUUCUUGUAAUCGCUUUGAUCGUUUUUGGGCUUACUUUUGUUAAGUUUGAUGAAUUCGAUUCUUAAAAUGGAAUUCAUUACUUUACGAUGCAGGGCCGUAAAUCCUGUGGGGCCGAGGGGACUGCACCCCCCAAAAAUCUGGAGCAAAACGAUUUUUCGAGAAAUUAUCGUCAUUUUCUUUGAAAGAAAGGAAUCCCUGGUAACUGGGUUAGAACCAAGCUAAAUUUUUCUGUGGUUGCAACAAACCUCAGCCACUUUGUCAUGGUGUCAAGCACAAGUUGCCUAUUGUUGAUGGCUGCUAUUUAUGUUUGCAGAGUGGUGUCGAAUCGGUGACGAUGCCCAUGGGGGGAUUAGCCCCAAAUAUCUUAUCCACCGGUCACCCCUUGAAUGAAUCUAAAAAAACUUGUUAGAAAAGAAUCGUUUAAGUCGCCAUAAACCUCGACAAACCAACAUUACGCAUAUUUUCAGUACACGCCUUUUUAUAGAAAUCCUAACUCAAAACCUAGGUCCUAAAGUUCCAAUUUUUGGACCUCUGUUAGUCGAAUUGCGGUACCAAGACCUCCAUAAUAGCUCCUUAAUUUUAACUGCACAUUUAGUGACAUGAAAAUUGCAUAGACACAAAAAAGAAAUUCUGAGUUUUGCUUUUAACUGUAGCUAGGAACAAGGCCAAAAGACAAAGAGGGCAAGAAGUAAAAUUAAUUUGCGUAAAAGUACCACGUCAAUAAAGAAGUACUUUUGCAUUUAAUAUUGAGAGAAGCAAUGACUACACACUUUAUUAUUGGAAUUCAAUAAUUUUUGGUCAGCCUCUAUUGUUUUAAGAACAUUUUUGUUUUGAGCCCGAUUAUGUUCUUAGAUACAUCCUUAUUUUUCUAAAUCGUUUGCCCAUCAAACUGUUUCAUAACACAUACCAUAAAUUGCUAAAUUGCUUUGUGGUGCCAUGACCCACUUUACACUUUUUUUUCAUUCGCUCUGCUUCCCCCAUCCCCCCCCCCAAUUGAGAUGACAGAUUUACGGCUCUAUUACGAUGCCCCCCGUAGACUUCAGGGUCAUUGGGCAAUUUGCCCCUCGCUGGUCCUUCUUCUCGGUGGCAAUGAUUCUCCUUGAAAAGCACGUUUAGCAUUUCAUUUUAUGAUGUCAAUGAAAAGGUUGUUCACUCUUUCAUUGAAAUCUUAAAUUCCCCAUUUCUUCAGAGACAUAAAGUUAUGGCUGUUUCGACUCGCAGAUUCACUAAGGGCUAAUGGAUCACGGCUCUGGCUAAGCCGUUAGCCAGCCGACUUCAGUAGAUACAUUAUUGGUCAAUAAGCCGCUGCUUGUCCACACAAUACUGUCCCUUGUAUCCACCGAAACAAACCGUUCACGCCUUUUGUAAGCGGAUAGUUAUCCCAAUGCAAAAUAUGUACAUUUAAGACGUCAAAUCGGCGCUUCGGGGGUUUUCCAUUAAAGAGAAGCAUGUGGCGAAUGUAAACAGCGCAUUUGUACGAGUUCCAUAGCAGCAAUGUAGAAUCAGUCGCAGAAGAAACCAAGAAUAAAACUGGAAAUUUUGUCAUAUUAAAGAUUCCGGCGACUGUCUGAAGAAGAUGGAGUUCAAGAAGUCAGUCCACAUCGACGUAACAGAGCACGAAAGAACGCCUGCUGAAGAGUCCUUUUACGAGUCUUAUUUGUUGAAAAAACAUUCGGACGUUGGCAAUCUGUACGCAUCAAAUGUUUACCAAGGGCAGUGUUUCCAAAAAACUUUGAAGCAUAUUAACAGAGAGAGAAGUGUUCAGGCCGCCGAGAUUGACAGGGAAAUGAAAAAGGUCAAGAAGAAAAUGUUCGAUUUAAAAAUGAAAUCAUCAAGCAAUAGAAUUUUAGGGCAAAGACAAUUUUCCUUUGAUUGCGUCAGAAAUAUAAAGAUGAAUGGUUUAGAUGACUGUCACGGUGAUAUUUUGUCAUUUCCAGUGAUUGGCGGGAAAGGGAGAAACCCCAAGCGUGGUGAAAGGCGUUGUAGCCGGACUUUAUCAGACAGCUCGAACAGAGGGCUAAACGCCAUUCAAAGUGGAUCUUUAAGGUCUAGCUCGGCUAGACAAGUGGGAAAAAGUCUGAAUAAAAGUGAAGGCAGUAUCAUCAAUUAUGGUGAUGGAAGACCUUCAUCGUCUCAAAGUGACGGGUUUCGCCUCUCCAACACUGGAGGUUUUAAAAACUCGAAAACAAACUCUGUCCCCGUCGUUUUUGUGACGGAGAUUGCAGAACCUGCGUCAGUUAAUCCGUCCUCAAGUCUUCGUGAAAAGUGUCGCGACCGAAAUAGCGAACAGAAUGACCAAGGUAAACCUAGCUCAAAGGCUUCCUUGCAAAAGCAAGCUCUCUCUCCAAUUCACACGACAAAAAUAAACCCAAGAGAUGGUUUAACGCAUUCAACCAGUGAAAGUAGUUUGUGCCUGAAUGGAAGGCUACGUCCAGCUAAGUCGCACCAGGAUCUCGCCUGCCUAGAUAGCGCAGCUCCUAUUGAAAGAAGGCCGCGUUCACACACAAUUUCAGGUUGCAGCAAGGCGGGCCCUGAAUUCGAAGGCCUUGAAAUGCGUUACGUACCGCGAGAAGAUCGAGUCAAAUCUGCAAGUACAGGGGGGCUUCCAAAAAUAUAACUUCAACUUGACAAUGACGCUGUUCUUCCAAAAUGACAACCGUUCAUAGUAGUUUAUGGACGAAGUAAUUAUCUGUUCGUAUGUACAGCGUAUUGUUUUAGAAGCGAACAGACCGUAGCUAGCCUUAUGAAUGCUUUUUUUAUUUCCGGUGAAUCUUUGCCUCUGCGGGCAGAGAAUCGCAACCGCUGACAUCCAUGUAAAAUACCUGAUGUUGAAAUAUCUUAGUUGUUUGCCCUUAAAUGUAGAGAAAUGAUUGAUGAUUAUGGUUCAACUGUUUCUCGUCGAUAUCCUACCACCUUGCAUAAUUUACUUUUUAAUCUUUCAAAUUUUAGCUACACUGCCCAUCACUGUAGCAUAUAAAGCAUGAUUCAAAUGCCACAAAAAUAAUUCGACAAACUUAAUUUAAACUUAAUUUAAAUAGAAGUUUCUUUUUUAGAAAGACAUUAUUUACGUUCUUUGCCGCACUUCCCACAAUGCAUUGUAGAAAAAAUUCCCUUGAGGAAAAUUAUGUUUCGUAAACCAAGAGAUUUUGCCAUCUUGAGGGGGAGGGGGGUGCCUAGUCGGCAAAUUUUGAAAUUGUCAGCAAAUAAAGAAUGGUUGACCCAGUUUGUCGGCAAACUGGCCUUCUCAUGCCAGUUCAUUGUAAGGGCUUUGCUUACUGGUACACGGACGACUACAGUAAGAGUUUGGAAAUACCAUUCAUCGUAAAAUCUGGUCAUAACUGCGGGUCGCAUCAGCAAUUAUUGAUGAUGCAUGUAUAAAAAAGGCAAAGUAUAAAUUGAGAAUGUUAGAAGAAAACAAAUGAAAUACUCGAAGAAAUAAGAAUAGAUACUACACUUGCAUACAACCAAUCGAUGUAGGUUAAGGGGAGUGAAUGGCUUGCAUGAGGAGCUUUCAAGCCCUUUUUUGUAAUUUGAAGGUUUUUUACACGUUACCCUCACUCCCAAUACAGUUCAUUUAGUGAAAGGAAAACUUGAAUUUGUUUUGCUAAAAGCAUAAAACAACUUUUGGUAGCACAUCAACAACCAAUUAUAAACAACAGAUAUAUAUUAGCAAACACCAAAAUAUGAAUACCUCAGUAAAUCAUUAGUCUCCCUGGUUAGGUAAAUAGUAUAAUCUAACUAUGGUAUUUGGUCAUCAAUGAAAAAUUAAUAUUCUUAAAAAUAUAUUGAAUCUCUAUUGAAACUAAAAUAUACAUUUUGUAAAUAAUUGGUUUAAAGACUUAAUGGUUUGUUUUUUUAAGUUGAACAUAUCAAAACUUCUGGUACAAUCGUUUUAAAAGUAGACCGUAACUUAUCUUCUUUUUAAAAAUUUUUAAAGGGCGUAUUUCAGGCUCAUUCUUGAAGUGCUCAUUAACAGCUUUUCCCAACAUUAAUGGUCCACGCCAAAGCUUCAAAUAAAUUUAAUAUAUGUAUUUCAGAGCCUUUGACACCAAAUGAUCAGUGGAAGUAUUUUCACUAAGAAGCUUUCCACUGCAAGGUUAAAUUUUAUUCCGGGACUUUGACUUUUAUGUUGUUUUCUCGCGCCAUAUUUUUUGAAAAGUCAUUGGAAUGAAUGAUAUAAUGUCAGAUACACAGGUGCAAAAUCCUGGAACGAAAUUUUUAUCAUCAUCAAGCAAUGCCCCUCAAAGUUGAGUUUUCGCCAGCAAUUGAAAAUCCAUUUGUUCUGAAGUAAAUACUAAAUAUUUGUAGUUAAAUUCACAAUUCUGGUUGCAUUUUUCAGCCAAGGCUGUAAUUCUCAUAGUUCUUUAAAGCAUGCUGACUUUGGAGUGGCUUUGGUGGGCUCUUGCUUUUGGGGCCUGUUCUGGGUACAAAACCCUUCCUUGGCGUUGGCUGUGGAUUUGGGUUUUUUGUCUGGAAUGGGCUUUCUAGGUCUCUUGCACAUAACCCGUCCUUUCGAAUUAUGGAUAAGUUAACAUGUGGAUUUAUAUAAGGAGUUCUCUCUCAUCGAUUAGUCUAUCUACUGAGAGAUCUCCUCCUUUUAGGAAUGCCCCGCAUACAGGUAUCAUAUGUUCUCUUUCUUGGUUUAAUUUUGGUGCUUAUCGUUUGUUUUAUAUCUUUAUUAUUGAAUUUGAUGUAUUUUGCAUUGGAACUUGUAAACUGGGGUCGCAAAAGUAAGGAAACGGUAGAUCAAGAUGGUGGCCCACAGUGACCACGGGUCUAAGCCGAGUGAAGGGACUUGAAAACGAUAGGUUAUGGCGGGAAAAUGCAUUCGCCAUUCCCUCGACUUUUGGUUAAAAGAAUAUUUAAUGAAUGGUUUUCCUGUUUUGAGGACAAAUAUUCAGCAAAAUUUUGAAGCAUUGCUUCAAAGCAAUUUUGUAAAGGAUUCUUUGAGUAUUCAUGAAAGAUGACCACAAAGUGUCACUUUGAAGAAAGGAGAACGAAAAAUGCUGAAAUUCGAAGCAACUGCUUAAAGCUUCUUUUUCAUGAAAAAAAUAUAACUGAGAAAGUGACGUUAGCAGUGCACUUUAAUUUUAAAGUUUCAAUACUUACACAAGGUGAGUUGCUCUACAUUUGAUGUUAUAACUGAGAAAGUGACGUUAGCAGUGCACUUUAAUUUUAAAGUUUGAAUACUUACACAAGGUGAGUUGCUCUACAUUUGAUGUUAAUGACUUGUUUAUCUUAAAUUCUGAUUUACUCAUUAUCUAAGCAUAUGACAAUAAAAAAAUCAAAGCAAAACGUUCAACGUUUAUUCUGCUUUUAAAAUUAUUGAAAAGAAUUUUCUACACCCAAAGCGUCUAUGUUAUUUAGCAAGAAAACUAUUUUGAUCACUAAACAAAAGCUUUAGAAAUUGUUCACCCGAUAUCACUUUUGAUAACCUAGAGCCUGAUAUCUCAGCCAAAAUGAUCUUCUUGGUAAUAUGUUUAAAGUCAGAGCAAAGGUGCACGUAUUAAGUUUCAAGUUUAACUAAAUUAUCUUAUACUUAUUAAGUAUUGUCUAUACUUUGAGCCAAUUUUUUAUGAAUCAUUUGAAAAUAUUUUUCAGAAAUUUUCUGAAGCACCUGUCCUACGUUUUCCUGACUUUUCACCCACUUUUUUAUUCAAAACCCAUUUGAAUUACGCAAAAGAAUUCUUGGUGCCAAAAGGCCAAAAAUCCUUAAAACUGGAUUUUUGU
Messenger RNA from Rhopilema esculentum, 12673 nucleotides. The record is from RefSeq and is a predicted model, not a curated record. Lineage: Eukaryota; Metazoa; Cnidaria; Scyphozoa; Rhizostomeae; Rhizostomatidae.